Molecule: messenger RNA, 2597 nt
Organism: Lipotes vexillifer (Yangtze River dolphin)
Lineage: Eukaryota; Metazoa; Chordata; Mammalia; Artiodactyla; Lipotidae
Gene: MTERF1
Product: mitochondrial transcription termination factor 1
Exons: 2
Coding region: 55-1245 (396 amino acids)
Biological process (GO): regulation of DNA-templated transcription; termination of mitochondrial transcription
Cellular component (GO): mitochondrial matrix
Molecular function (GO): double-stranded DNA binding
Source: RefSeq, a predicted model, not a curated record
CAGCUAUUUUUCAGCUUUUCUGGAGGAAUACAAAGUUCUCUUUCCUUAAGACAAAUGAGCAUUCCAAAAGGUUUGGGCUACCUGACCAUUAUGGCACCAAGAAACCUCUUGUAUAUGAGAAGUAACCUUUUUGGUUCAAGAUGUUGGAUGAUCCGAUUUUCAGCAGAAAUCCUCUUUAAAUCAGUUUCAUUUAGGCUUUUCAGUAUGAAAUGUGAUAAUGCAGACAGUGAACCUUUGGAAAAUGAAGAGCUGCUGAAUAACUUACUUACUAUGGGAGUAGAUGUUGACAUGGCAAAGAAACGACAGCCUGGAGUUUUUAAUAGGAGAGGUACUAAUGAGCAGAACCUGAAGACAUUCCUUCUGUCUAAAGGAGCUAGCAAAGAAGUGAUUGCUAGCAUCAUAUCAAGAUAUCCACGAGCCAUGAUACGCACACCUGAAAGUCUUUCAAAUCGGUGGGAUCUGUGGAGAAGAAUUGUGACAUCAGACCUUGAAAUUGUAGCUAUUUUGGAACGUUCUCCUGAAUCCUUUUUUCGGUCCAGUAACAACCUAAACUUAGAGAAAAAUAUAGAGUUCCUCUACUCAGUUGGAUUGACCCAUAAAUGCCUUUGUCGAUUGUUGACCAGUGCCCCACGUACCUUCUCCAAUACUCUUGAGCUGAAUAAACAGAUGAUUGAAUUUUUGCAAGAAGUCUGUUUGUCUUUGGGUCACAAUGAUCCCACAGGUUUUGUCAGGAAGAUAAUUUUUAAAAACCCUUUCAUCUUAAUUCAGAGCACCAAACGGGUAAAAACUAAUAUUGAAUUUUUACAGUCAGCUUUCAACUUGAACAAUGAACAGCUGCUUGUUUUGAUACAUGGUCCAGGAGCUAAAAUCCUAGACCUUUCCAAUGAUUGUAUGAGAAGAAACUACACAAAUAUCAAAGAAAGACUGUUUUCUCUUGGGUGUACUGCAGAAGAGAUACGGAAGUUUGUUUUAAGCUGUCCAGAUGUGAUCUUCUUGGGAGAGAAAAAGUUUAGUGAUAAAAUAGACUGCCUCAUAGAAGAAAAAAUUAGCAUUUCACAAAUAAUUGAAAAUCCUCGGAUUUUGGAUUCAAGCAUAAGCACUUUAAAAAGUCGAAUCAGAGAAUUGGUAAAUGCUGGCUAUAACUUGAGUACAUCAAACAUCAGUCUUCUGUCUUGGAGUCAAAAAAGAUAUAAUGCUAAAUUGAAAAACUUAAACACUGGACAGAAAGUUGUUCUGGGGAAUUAAGCAAAAGUCAGUCUUAUAAUGUAGUGACAUAAUUUCAUUUUGAAUUUGGACCUUUCAAAAAGGAGGUUUGUUUUCUUAACCACAUAUACAUAUAUAAUGUUUCUUUGGAUAUUUUAGUUUAAAGGUUCAUAAAAACUCAUGAUCAUUAUGCCCUGGUAUAGUCUUCCCAGCUACCUUUUCUGUAGUUUGAAUUAGUACAACACCCAAUUUUAUGGUAUAGGCUGUGGCUUUUGUAUGAAUGGUAGUUGCUGAGUGCUAUGGCAGAACAAUGUGUAAAAAGAAAGUACAGAAUAAGCCUUUUUGGUUUCUGUUCAGAUUUGAAAAUUGACAGAUUCAUUUAGAUAGUUCUAUUUCCUAUCAUGGUUUUGAAUGGCAACCUAUUUCUCCUAUUCCAUGUAUCUAAUUAUGGUUCAUCUUCAAAAUAGAAUGUAAGAAUAUGACAACAAAAAGGAGGAAUUUUUCAUCCCAAAUUCUACGUACUCUAUUUAAACCAUUAGUAUGCCCCACCACUCCUCCAGUUUAGGCUCAAUUUACUAUGGGUAUAUCCUGAUUUCUUUGAAGAUAAGGGCAACUGUUAUAGGCAGAAUAAUGGUUACCCAGAUAUCAAUGUCUUAAUUCCCAGAACCUGUGGAUAUGUUUUGUUACAUUAUAAAAGGACUUUGCAGAUGUAAUUAAGUUAAGGACCUUAAUUUGACGUCCUGAGUUGGGGAGGUUAUCCCGGAUUAUUUGGGUGGGCCCAGUAUAAUCAUAAGGGUCCUUAAAAGUGGAAGAGGGAGGUAAAAGAAGAGGUCAGAGUGAUGCAAUGUAAGAAGGACUUUGACCCACUUUUACUGGCUUUGAAGGAAGAAGGGGACAUGAACCAAGGAAUGCAGGUAGCCUCUAGAAAAUGGAAAAGGCAGGGAAGCAUUCCUCACUAGUGCCUCAGAAAGGAAUGCAGCCGUGCUGAGACCUUGAAUUUAGCCCAGUGAGACCCAUGUCAGACUUCAGACCUACAGAACCAAAAGAUAAUAAACUGGUGGUGUUUUAAGCCACUGAGUUUGUGAUAAUUUGUUACAGCAGCAAACAGACUAAUAUAACAACUAAAUAGAUGAUUAGUUGCAUUUUAGGUGAAGAAGUGUACCUUUAGUAUAGUAUCUGCAUUUCUUCCUCUUAUACUUUUUUUAUCCACCUAUCUUUCUGGAAUGGCUAAUAAGUUAGUGUUUGUAGUUUCCUCUAAAUGUAUGGAUAAAAAACUAAAUGUAAGUAAUAAAAUCUAAAUAAAGGGAUACUUUUGCCUAAUGAGUGUAGUUUAAAGAAAUAAUGAUGGUUUCUGUAUAUUUAUAUUUUGUUGGUGUUUCUGUUAAUGCAAAGAA